Molecule: messenger RNA, 709 nt
Organism: Elaeis guineensis (African oil palm)
Lineage: Eukaryota; Viridiplantae; Streptophyta; Magnoliopsida; Arecales; Arecaceae
Molecular function (GO): calcium ion binding
Source: RefSeq, a predicted model, not a curated record
CCUUGGAUGUAAACCACAUUACUUCUUUUGCAAGCAGAAGUACAAAGCUUGCCGAGCUGCAGGUCUUCAAUAUUAUAACAACCCCACUCUUUCGCACUGCAAUGGAGUUUUUGCACAGUUUGGGCCAUCUCUUUGUGAAAUUCCACUGCCACUGCAUAAGUUUCAUCGAUUGCAUGCAAAACCAAAUCAAGUUGGUGGCUUCAAACGAGCCUUCAAAUCCGAACAUGGUGGAUCAAAAUGUAGAAGCUAAUGCUUGCAAGUCAUGUAACAAGCUGAUAUCUUUCAUUAGUGAACGAGUUGCGUGCGGUGCUCAUGAUGUUGAGAUGGUGGUGAAGAGGCUUGGCUUGUGGAAUUCUGAGGAGGAGGAGAUUGAUGACGACAAAGAGUGCGGUGGAAAGUGUAAAGAUUGCAUGCUGAUGGAUGAAGCCUACAUCUUGUUGGAGGAGAAAGAAGCGGAUUUGGAGGAGUUGAAGGAGGCUUUUGCAGUUUUUGACGAGAACGGUGAUGGUUUGAUAUCUGCAAAGGAGCUGCGGAGUGUCAUGCAGAAGUUGGGAUUCGAAGAAGGAAAGGAAUUAGAGGAUUGCAGGAAGAUGUUGAGGGCUUAUGAUGAAGAUGGGGACGGUAAGAUUAAUUUCAAAGAGUUCAAGAAAUUGUUAGAAUUCGCAGUUUAGCUGUUUGCUUUGCUUAAUUACCGUUCCUUAAAGUCUUG